Messenger RNA from Trichoderma breve, 1476 nucleotides. RefSeq lists its product as uncharacterized. The transcript has 2 exons. Gene Ontology annotation, biological process: spliceosomal snRNP assembly. Lineage: Eukaryota; Fungi; Ascomycota; Sordariomycetes; Hypocreales; Hypocreaceae. Bases 1 to 1476 code for a protein of 491 amino acids. The record is from RefSeq and is a predicted model, not a curated record. Gene Ontology annotation, cellular component: SMN complex; nucleus.
AUGUCGGCCAAACGAGAUAUGGAGGAGACAGACGGCGAGACGCCAGAGCCGCAGACGAAACGCGCAAAGACAAACAGCUCCAAGACGCGCCAGCAUCAGCACUCGGGCAUCGAUCCGACGUGGGGGCAGAAAUACGUCUUUUCAAGCAGCGAAAAUGCGACGACGAUUCCAGCAGGAGAGGAGUCGGAGUUUGAGGAUGACUCCGAUGCCAUGGCAUACCUGAUGUCUGUGAGAAAACAAGCCUCUUCUAUACCGCAUCUCCUAGUCGCCGCUCCAAUCCAAAUCGGCCCACAGCUCCCUCCUGGAUUUGACCGAGGAGACGAGUCAGAGGAAGAAGGCGAACUGGACCAGAAAACCGAUGCCAUCGACGAUUUUACCGCAACUGAGCCGAAUGGAUUUUAUGAAGACGGUGCCUACAUAGGCAUAUCAGAAGGGUGGGGAGUCGUUAGCGACCAAGAUGACGAACCUGGCGAAGAGAAUCCCGAUGCUAUUCAAAAGGCUGUUAAUGAGGCAUACUUUGCCUCCAUAUUAAGUCAAUACUAUCGCACCCGCGAGAUCCUUCACUCAGAACUACCCGACAAUGCUGCAAGCCGAUUGUCACGCUCCCAGGCCACAGAGGCCAACUCUUUCUCGCCUUCUACCACAAAAUUAUGGACCCGCCUCCUGCAGACUACCGAUCCCCAUCCUAUCCAAGUCGCGCUCAUGUCCAAAGACUCGGUGCUUAAGAUUCUCCGGGUAAUGAUUGGCGGCAAAUUUCUACAAAGCGGACACAGCAUCCCUCAAAGAACGAGUCACUGGCUCUGGGCAUUGCUGGCCAGGCUUCCUGACGUGGGGGAGCUCAACCACACGGAAAUAGGCUGGAUUCGUGACUUGGGACGACGAGCAGUGCUCCUAGGGAGAAGCUUGGCGGAGAUGGCCGCUCUACGAGAUGAACUUGCAGAGGACGGAUUUGGGGUCAACGAUAAUGUCGACGCUAGCAGCAGCGACGAGGAAGUUGUGGCAGAAGCUGUUGAAGAAGGGGAUGAAGAUGAUAAUGCUUCCGCAGCCGAUGCCACGGUAAAUGGCCCACCUGAUACCGAAGUUGGCGUCCUAGAUUCUCCAGCCCCUAUCGCUAUCCCCAACAAUGGAAUCAAGACACCCACGGAAAAGGAUGACAACAGUAUCCACGAUGGAGAGAUUGCAAAGGCCGACAACGGCAGCGAGGAUGAGGACGUAGCAAUGGAUACGGGUUCCGACUCCAGUGCCGAUGAGGGUGAGAUAACCGAACAAGCAGACGACGAAGCGGCCCUAGAAGAGGCCAAGCAGAAGCUUUUAGCAAGGCUCGCCGAGAGCGAAAGCCUACGCCUCGAAGAAGAGCAGCGAAGAAACGCGAGGAUGAACAUGAGAGCCACGCUCACCAUGAUCCUGACAGUUGCUGGUGAGUUUUAUGGGCAGCGAGACCUACUCGAAUUCCGAGAGCCAUUUGUGGGUAUGUAA